Psilocybe cubensis is the source of this 921-nucleotide messenger RNA. RefSeq lists its product as uncharacterized. Lineage: Eukaryota; Fungi; Basidiomycota; Agaricomycetes; Agaricales; Agrocybaceae. The record is from RefSeq and is a predicted model, not a curated record. The transcript has 7 exons. The coding region runs from base 1 to 921 and encodes 306 amino acids.
AUGAAUAAAGGGCAACCGUGGUUUUACUCCGUCCGUAUAUACAGACUGAGCAACAAACAUCCCGUGUGGACAGGGAUAGCGGUAAACCCGCUUCAUCCUCACAGUAUAUCAUUGGAUCUAAUUACUUUCAAGAUCAUCUCCAGCAUCGUACCUUCUGCCUGGGGAGUAUAUUUCGGCGCUAAAAUGCAAGUACCCUCUUCCAAAUCCCAACUCCUUAACCUACACCGAACUCAUCCCUUCAACCUCGAACCACAGGAUCGGAAAAAGCUGGUCGGAAUACCUCAACUUAACAUCACCCGUCUAUGGCGCCAUCGCAUGCCUAUUCGUCGCAGACCUGAUCAUAUCCUUAAUGGUAUGUUUAUUACUGUGGAACAAGAGACCACGAUCAUCCGUUACUCGGCGAACCUCCUCAAUGAUCAAAACAUUAAUCGGAUACACAGUUACAACCGGCCUGCUUACAAGCUUCACAUCCCUCAUCGGGUUAAUCCUCUAUACACCACAGCCCUCCUCGCAUCUCUCAACCGGCGCGGGCGCAUGCGCGACGUCGCCGAUGGCGAUACCAAUCCAUCAUCCGAGAUGGUCAGUGCGCAUUUUCACACCGCCACCAACACCACCACCAAUAUCAACACCGCCACCAACACCAACGCCAACGCUACUAUCGGUUUCGGCGUCGGCGUCGGCGUCGGCGUCGUCAGCGUCGGUGUUAUCAGCGUGAAGCAGAAGGAUUUCGAGCGGGACGUAGAGAGAAGGGGAGAGGGAGGCGAGGACGAGGACGAGGAGGACGAGUGGGAGGAGGAUGAUUGGGGAGAGGGGGAUACGGAGAAGAGGGAAAAUGUGAAGGAGGCAAUGUCCAGUCAUCCAAAUACAGAUUCCGAAGUCGUUAGUGAACGAGGUGGUAGGAGAGGUUUGAGUAACAUAUAG